Messenger RNA from Acanthosepion pharaonis, 1086 nucleotides. The record is from the annotation of a GenBank genome assembly. NCBI's taxonomy places the organism in Eukaryota, Metazoa, Mollusca, Cephalopoda, Sepiida, Sepiidae.
AUGGCGAAGUUUGUCAUCGCCGGUGAAUCAGAGUGUCCAUUUUAUGCAUUAGCAGAAUUACUUGGAGACCAAUUGGCUACAAAUUUGCCAGAUUUCAAAUUCUACAAAAUUGUCAAGACUUCAAGUGAAUGGAAAGACUGGCUGCAAGAAAUCUGUGAAAAGAACAAUUGGGAUCACACUACAUCUCCCAUCAUAUGGCGAGAGUUGGUUGAUCAUGGUGGCAAAGGAACCUUAAUAGGAGGAGCCAAUGAAUUUCAGGAAUACGCAUAUGGCUAUUAUGGGGUCACAGUAGAUAUGAGCAGCAUGGAUACUAUGAUUAUAUCCAAAGAGAAUAAAAAAACAAAAGAAAUUAUAGAUUUUGAUAUGAUUUUCAAAGAAAAAUGGCUCAAGUUUCAAUACCAUUCAUUGGUGCAAUCCAGAAAAAAGACUGUAGAGAAACAACUAAAACACCCUGAAUAUUAUUUGCAUGCCAGAUCAAUUGCAUUAACAUUAGAUAAUUGCUGGAAUGGAUCAACAAGCAGAAAUUUCUUUUCUAUGGCAGUUGCAUCACAAGGUUGGUAUGGUGUACCAGAAGGACUUGUAUUUUCUUUCCCAGUCCAAAUGUCCAUUACAGGAAAUUAUAAUGUGGUUGAAGAUUUUGAACUGACACCUGAAUUUGAACAACAACUGCAAUCAAUCAUCAAGGAACUACAAAUAGAAAAAAGAAUGUCUGCAGGAGAAAUUACUGAGGAUGUUAAAGAAUCUGAAAAUAUUGAUGAGGGAGAAACUGAAGCAUUGCCAGAAAGUGUGCCAGAAGCUAUAGAGGAAGCCACUGAAAAAGCUUUAGAAGAAAAUCCAGAAGAAGAAGAAGCAGAAAUUGAAGCAGAAGAAGAAGAAGAGGAGGAGGAGGAGGAAGAAGAAGAAGAAGAAAUAGAAGAAGAGACAGUGGGAAGCACAUUUGAAGCUACAAUAACAAGCACAGCUGAUUAUACUGAGAUGGGCACAACUGAAGAUACUUCAGCCUUAGAGACACCAGGAGGCAACUCUACAGGGAUAUUAACUGAAACGAAAAGUUAUGAACAAUCACCAGAUGAUGAUCGUACUUGA